Messenger RNA from Olea europaea var. sylvestris, 666 nucleotides. Its product is annotated as kinesin-like protein KIN-4A. The annotation marks the transcript as partial. The transcript has 4 exons. The record is from RefSeq and is a predicted model, not a curated record. Gene Ontology annotation, biological process: microtubule-based movement; mitotic spindle organization. NCBI's taxonomy places the organism in Eukaryota, Viridiplantae, Streptophyta, Magnoliopsida, Lamiales, Oleaceae. Gene Ontology annotation, molecular function: microtubule binding; ATP binding; microtubule motor activity.
UUCUAGAACAUAUCUAAUUGUGCAGGAAAGCUCUUUUUUAUUUUUAUUUUUUUCUGGCUAGGGUGGAUAAACGGCUUUACAUUGUAGAAUUCUCGGAUGACGUACAAAUUGGUACGCAUUCCUUUACAUUCGAUCAUGUUUAUGGGAGUACGGGGUCUCCCUCUUCUACCAUGUACGAAGAGUGUGUUUCUCCUCUUGUUGAUGGCUUGUUUCAAGGAUAUAAUGCAACUGUUCUUGCCUAUGGUCAGACGGGUUCAGGAAAAACUUACACUAUGGGCACUAGUCUCAAAGAUGGAUGCCAUACGGGAUUGAUCCCCAAAGUUAUGGAUGCUUUAUUCAGCAAGAUUGAAACUUUGAAGCACGACAUUGAAUUCCAAUUGCACGUUUCAUUCAUUGAAAUACACAAAGAGGAAGUCCGAGACUUGCUAGAUCCCAGUUCUGCUAGCAAAUUAGAGACAGGAAAUGGACAUGCAGGGAAGGUAACAAUUCCUGGGAAACCUCCCAUACAAAUUCGUGAAACAUCAGAUGGCGUAAUUACCCUUGCUGGAUCUACGGAACGCAGCGUCAAAGCGCUAAAAGAAAUGGCCAAUUGCCUGGAGCAAGGAUCACUAUGCAGGGCAACAGGGAGCACAAACAUGAACAAUCAAUCGAGGUUGGUGUUGCAAU